AGUGCGCAUGCGCCAAAAGUAAGAAACGUGGAAUUUUUAGUGAAGCUAUUUGUGCAAUUUUUAGUCGACUGUGAUACUUAUUUUAACUCUAAGAGGUCUGGGGAACUCUAUGAAGUACUAAGAGUGCUAUCGAAAAGGAUUAUGGCGUCAAUUGUGGACUCUCCAUCGAACAAUCCCUUCUUGAAACGGUCACGCCCUGAUGACAAGGAUGAUAUUCAAGAUGGCGACCAGGCAAAUAAGCGAAUAAAGCAGACCUCAGGUAGCCCCAAUAACAGUGACCCAACCCAAACAGUAACGUUGAAUACAAUUUUUAACAUGUUAAACCGUGUACUAGAUAAUAUGGACAAACAAGAUGAGCGUAUAAAAGCCAUUGCCACCGACGUGGUAUCUACGUCAGAAAUGGCCAUCCGUAGCGAAUUUGGGCGCAAUAUCUCAAGGAUAUCCAACGAACUGAACGACCGUGUGGAUAAAAUCGAGCAACAGGUCACGUCGUCAUUUUCUCGCUUGGAUAAAAUCGAGACUAACACUAAGGUCAGUGGUGGUACUGACAGCAGGAGUGCGUCGGUAAGUCCGCAACAAAAGCCUGAAUUGGCUAUUUUUAAUCUACCUGAGUCGACUAGUGUGGACGAUCUUAUUACCAGGGGCCUUGGCUUUAAGAUUGGUGAUCUGCAAAUAGGCCCUGCAAGACGCGUUGGGACCGUUCGAGUAGGAACGACGAGACCUAGAGUCACUAUUUUAUCAAUUGGAAACAAUGAUGAUCUUCAUAAAAUUUUGAAACAAAAACGAGUAUUGAAAAACUCUGCUGAAUUUAAAUCUGUAUAUAUUAACGUUGCCAAAUCCCCCGAAGCACUGAGUCAGGAACGAUUAAUGCGUAAAAUGAUACAUCAGAGCGUCCAGUCCCAUGUCAAAUCACUGCAGGGAACUGUUAAUAGUCAGGUCUUAAGUUCGGCCCCUAUUGUUGCAACAGCUCCCGUUGCCACAACAGCUCCAGUCGCCACAACAGCUCCAGUUGUUCCAGAUGCGGCAGCGGUUCCAGUUGCCACAGCAGCUCCAGUUGCCACAAUAGCUCCAGAUGCCACCACAGAUUAUACUGCUACAUCUAUCCCUCCGUCAGGAAGAGUACGCGCUAAUGGGACCAAUCAGCGAAAUGGUGGUAAGGCCAAAUCUAAGACUAACACAGGAGCUAAUCGUAGAAUGGCUUCUAAACCUAUCCCACGUCAGUCAAUAAGUAAUGAACGCUUAACCCAAAGCCAACAAUAG
Molecule: messenger RNA, 1260 nt
Organism: Owenia fusiformis
Lineage: Eukaryota; Metazoa; Annelida; Polychaeta; Sabellida; Oweniidae
Source: the annotation of a GenBank genome assembly